AUGCCGUCUCGAAAACGCGCCGCCGAGGAAAUGGAGGCUGAGGCGCCUGUUGAAGAGCCCAGUACAUUGCAGAAACUGCGCAAUAUGUGGCAGUUCUCCAACUUGGCCCAGUACAUCAGUCUAUUUGGUGACGCGGUCAAAAUCGACAAGGACUUUGACAUCGAGGAAUUGGAGUCCGAAUGUCUUAAACCACAGCCGUCCGACAAACUUGCACAAAUUGGCUUAGCGCUGCUGAAGCACGUAUCGUCACACAAAGGCUUGACACCCGACAUCUUUGAUGAAUACACCCGUCGACAGUAUGUCGCGAAAGCGCCCGCUCGAAACCCCUUUGGCGAGGAAGAGGAACCCAACAAAUUCCACGACUUCGACGUCUUCACCAAGAUACGCGUGUUGCAACAAUUAUCUGUAUGGACGCUCAACAAUCCAAACACAAUAAGAGAGAAGAUGGGAGCGACGGAUAGCGAGCAGACGCUCUGGCGUAUGGAGCCCACAGGCUGGGACUCGCAAGAACGAUCGCUCUUCGUUCUAGAUGACAACCGCAUGUACCGAAUGACAGAUCCACCACCACCUCCAGAACCUACGAAAGCCAAACCCAAAGCAAAGUCGAGGAAGUCAAAAGGAUCGAGAUCCAGCAAGCGACAGAAGGCAUCUACUCCCGAGGCCGAAGAAGCCGUUGAUGAUGAGCAGGCAACAGAAGAACAACAGUCUCUGGAGACAGACAACGGUCUUGGUGGCAAGAAGUGGGAGUGCAUCUGCGUCACCUUGGAAGAUUAUCAGGAGUACAUGAACAGUAUCCGGAAGAGUCGCGAUCCCAACGAGAAGAUACUGUACAAACGACUUCAGGAGGACGUUAUGCCCGUCAUGGAGGGGUUGGCGGAGGAGCAAGCGAAGAAGCAGGCUCGCAAGUUGAAGGAGUUGGAAAAUAUGCAAAAGCUUGCCACGGCAAAGCGCUCAUCGCGAAUCUCGUCGCGACUUGAAAAACAGAAAGAGGUUGAGGAGGCCGAAGCUGCAGAACGUAAGAGACAGGAAGAGCUUACAAUGGCCAAGGCGGAGCAAGAGAAGCAGAAGAAGAUGGAGGAAGCACAAGAUUCUCGCAGGAUGACUCGUGAGCAACGGCUGAAGGAGCGUGAGACGGCCAAGAUUCUCAAAGAAGAGGAGCUGCGUAGAUUGCAAGAGAACGAACAGAAGCUGGCUUCAAACAAUGCCAGGCUCUCUGAGCGGCACCUGAAGGCCAUGAUGAAGAAGCACGAAAGUGAUCUCAAAAGGCUUAACGAGGAAGAAGAUUGGUUCUUUGACUGCGAAAAGUGCGGUACUUACGGCUCCAACCUAAACGACAAUACGCCACAAAUAUCGUGUGAGAAGUGCAAUGUCUGGCAACACAUGAAGUGCCACGGCAUCACAGAAGAACAGGCCGAUGAUUCGAAAUUCGUAUUUGUUUGCACUGCCUGCAAACGUAAAGAGGGAGAGGCGGACCAGCCGAAGCCUCCAUCUCUCAAGUUACGGUUGACAUCACAGUCACCAUCUUCUCAUAAUCACGCAGAAGCAAAUGGCGACGGACCCUCUAUGCCAGCGCACCGAUUUGACGGAGUACAACUACCAGCACCACAAGCUUUCCAGCCGCCUAUGCAUUCUGCACAGCCCUGGGUUGACGGCCCAAGUCUAUCUCCACGGGGUCAAGCUCUGGGCCCGCCUGGCAUACAAAGAUCAGAAGCUGCCUAUGGAUCGCCGACAAAAGGCGCGAAUGGUAGCAUGUCAUCACCGAUACGAGCUCACUUCUCAUCCCCUGGGCACAGAACUGGAAACGGUCAUCCAACAUCGUCACCUCCACCUUACAACCUCGAACGAAUACCAAGCAGCCCGACCAAAGGCUUCCACAUGCCACAACCACAGCAGAACGGCAGCUCUUUUGGAGGCCCGAAUCCAUUCAACUCCAACCCCUUCGGACCGCCACAACCGGAAGCACCGUAUGUGCGAAGCUUCAGCCGUCCAGCGUCAGCAGCGGGCCCAGGCGGCUCGCCAGUAAAGCACUCUCCAGCAGCCUCCCCCCGGCCAGCCAACGGCCUACCACCCAGUUUCAACUUCAACAGCCCCCACUCUUCUUUCCCACCCAGCUCCGCCAACCGCCCAUCCUUCUCCCCAACCAAACACAGUUCGCCCGCGCCCCUCCGAGCAAACAUGUCAUCACCGGCUCCGGCACCAAUGCGCAUAGCUCCGUCUCCUUCGUCCCAAAUGCCCGCCCAGAUGCUCCCAGACCCCAUCCCAGCGCCACUGAAACACGACGGCAUGCGACCAGUAUCGAGUCAUCAAAUGUCCGAGACGCCCGUCUUCCCGCCUAUCAAGAGCUUAGAGCCCCUUUCUAGCCCAACGAUUCUUGAUCCGCCUGUUAAGAAGUCAAGUCCGGCACCAGACAGGUUUCUUGAUAGAAUGAAUGGUUUGAAUGGGGUUGGGCAUGGAAGCAGUCAGUAA
This is a messenger RNA of Alternaria atra, 2466 nucleotides long. RefSeq lists its product as uncharacterized. Gene Ontology annotation, cellular component: RSF complex. Gene Ontology annotation, biological process: regulation of DNA-templated transcription. Lineage: Eukaryota; Fungi; Ascomycota; Dothideomycetes; Pleosporales; Pleosporaceae. Bases 1 to 2466 code for a protein of 821 amino acids. The transcript has 5 exons. The record is from RefSeq and is a predicted model, not a curated record.